This is a messenger RNA of Penicillium subrubescens, 1737 nucleotides long. RefSeq names its product putative MFS transporter. The transcript is spliced from 3 exons. The coding region runs from base 1 to 1737 and encodes 578 amino acids. Gene Ontology annotation, cellular component: membrane. Lineage: Eukaryota; Fungi; Ascomycota; Eurotiomycetes; Eurotiales; Aspergillaceae. Gene Ontology annotation, molecular function: transmembrane transporter activity. The record is from RefSeq and is a predicted model, not a curated record. Gene Ontology annotation, biological process: transmembrane transport.
AUGCCCGCGGAACCCGACUUUGACCGCGAGGAUCGCGAAGACGCACCAUUCCUACCCUCCGAAUCCAAUGCCUCCGGUAGCGCCAAUACCCACGACCACGACCACGACCACAAUGACCAUACAAAGCCCACACAACCAGUCCCGGCGACAGCGUCCGCACCGGCCUCCGCCAGCAAGAUCACAUUCCGGCUGAAACUCAUUCUCUUCGCUAUGGUACUGGCCGUGGAGAUUGGCUUUGCCUUCCUCGAUGGACCGAUGGUCCGCGUUAUGGAGUCGAUCGCCUGUCGCCAGUAUUAUUCCGAGGCUGAUCCGACGAAGAUCGGCGCCAAUGGCCAGGUUCCGGAGGAAUUGUGCAAGUUGGCGGAGAUUCAGGCUGAAUUGGCGGCGGUUAAGGGAUAUCAUAUGUUCUUCGAUGGGUUAUUGAGCGCGCUCAUGGCAUUUCCCUAUGGUCUGCUGGCAGACCGCCGGGGCCGCAAAUCGACCCUCGUUCUCGGUGUCCCCGGAUUCUUUCUAAACUCGAUUAUCACGAUCGCCGUCCUGUGGUUCUCGGAUGUACUUCCGCUGCGGGCGGUUUGGCUAUCUUCUCUGGCUUGGUUAAUCGGUGGUGGACCAGUGGUGGCUUUUGCGAUCAUCUGGACAAUGAUGGCUGAUGUGACCAGCGAGGCGGAGAGGGCCGGACUAUUCUUCCAAUUCGCCAUUGUCUCCAUGGGAGCCGACUUUGUCUCUAGCGCCCUCGCUUCGUGGCUCAUGACCAUGGACCCCUGGGCUCCGCUACUGAUCGGAUACGCGAUUGUGACUGGCGGUUUGCUAUUUAUAUUCGUACUCCCCGAAACGAAACACGCAAUCCCAUCCAUCAACUUGGAACCGCCCAAUGUCGAGCUCUCCGAUCUCACAGAAUCCGAUCCCAAACACACCUACCACAAGCCCGAGGAGGCCGGCAUGUACCACGAUGAGAGCGAUGUCGAUGUGGGCGACCACGAAGCGCACAUGUCAUGGAGCUACCCCACGCAUCAGCCCCAGUCAUUCUGGGGUAAAUGCCGCGCCAAUUACCGAUUCUACAUGAAACCCUACCUCUUCAUUCUAAACCGGAAACCGGUGCUUCUUCUUUUGACGGCCUUUUUGGUAUACCGCCUAAGCCGGGGCUCAUCCUGGUUUUUGACCCAGUACAUUUCCACGAGAUACCACUGGACACUCGCCCAGGCCAAUAUGCUCGUGGCAUCCCGGCCAACAGUUUCUAUCCCCGUCUUCCUCUGGGGCCUGCCGUACCUCAAGAAAUACGUCCUAAACCCACGACGAACCUCCACCGAAAAAGACCUCUGGCUAGCCCGCGCCAGUAUCCUCUGCCUCACCCUCGGCACACUCGGAAUCGGCCUCUCCCCCUCCGUCGCCACUCUAAUCCCAAGCAUGAUCAUCCAAACCUCCGGAUCAGGCUUCGUAUUUCUCACCCGCUCAAUCAUCACCACUCUCGUCGAGCGCGACGAAACCGCCCGUCUAUACACGGUGAUUGAAAUUAUUCAAUCCUUUGGCAACGUCGUGGCCAGUCUGUCUAUUACGACGGUUUUCCAGAUUGGUCUUCGGUUGGGAGGAUUCUGGAUUGGAUUGGCGUGGAUGAUGACUAGUUCGUUAUUUUGCAUGGUGGCGGCUGCUAUAUGGUUUUUCCGGCUGCCACCCACACCGCAGACGCCGGAGUUUGUGGUUGGGGAGUUUGAUGAGGGGGGUGAUUUGCAUGGUGUAUAG